UACCCGACGGUGGGUACAAAAUGCGGCCGGGCAGGAGGUACCGGUACCUGUCGAGGCCGUAUCUUCGCGUCGUCGAAGUAUUUGGAGUCGUUGGGGCUUGGAGACUUCCACGAUCCUCGACUGCGACGAGACUGCGGAGCCAAAGAUAGAGGAAGAUGCCGCAGCAAACGCCAUGUGACGCUGCCGGUGGGUUCGACCCAAUCUCGAAAGCCGGGGCAGGAUGAUGGGGAAUGACGAUCCAGCCCGAUUGCCCAUGACUAUUUAUUGACGAUCUUCUUCCCCUUUCAUCCCUCUCUUUGUGCUCGCUCUGAAACACCGCCCUGCCUGGCCCUUCAUUCUGUCGCCCGGCAUUCUUCUUUAUUUACCUCCUUGUUCCUCGCUCCUUUCUCUCCAGGUCCAUGGUUUCUGUCCCCUCGACCUGGGCUAGCUUCUGAUCAUGCACUUUUCUUCUCUCUGCACGGCGUUGAUUGCGGCGACCGGCGUGGCCGCCGUCAAGGUCAACCCGUUGCCUGCGCCGCGCGACAUCAGCUGGAGCUCGUCCGGUCCCAAACACCUGGCCCACACGCUGCACCUGCGCACGAAGUCCGACACCAAGGAGAACAUCCUCUCCAAUGCCUGGGACCGCACCUGGAGGUCCAUCUCCGACCUGAAAUGGGUCCCCGCCGCGGUCGAGGCUCCCAUCUCGUCCUUUGAGCCCUUCCCUACCAGCACCCCCAGCCCCUCGGCACACAAGGGCAAACGGGCGGAGGCUGCGCUGCUGCAGUAUGUCGACGUGACUGUGGAGGACAACAAGGCGGAUCUCCAGCACGGCGUCAAUGAGUCGUACUCGCUGGUCGUCUCCGAGAACCGGGACAGCAUCGCCAUCAAGGCGCACACCGUCUGGGGCGCCUUGCAUGCGUUCACCACGCUGCAGCAGCUGGUUAUCUCCGACGGCGGCAAGGGUCUUCUCAUCGAGCAGCCCGUCGUCAUUCAGGACGAGCCGCUCUACCCGUACCGUGGCAUCAUGAUGGACACCUCCCGCAACUUCAUCUCCGUGCCGAAGAUCCUCGAGCAGCUGGACGGCAUGUCGCUGUCCAAGCUCAACGUGCUGCACUGGCACCUGGACGACGCGCAGUCCUGGCCCGUCCAGGUCGACGCCUACCCGCAGAUGACCAAGGACGCAUACUCGCCGCGCGAGAUCUACAGCCACGCCGACGUGCGCAAGAUCGUCAAGUACGCGCGCGGCCGCGGCAUCCGGGUCAUCCCCGAGAUCGACAUGCCCAGUCACUCGGCCGCCGGCUGGCAGCAGGUCGACCCGGACAUGGUGACGUGCACCGACUCCUGGUGGUCCAACGACGUGUGGGAGCUGCACACGGCCGUGGAGCCCAACCCCGGCCAGCUGGACAUCAUCUACCCCAAGACGUACGAGGUGGUGCGCGACGUCUACAACGAGAUCUCGGAUUUGUUCCCGGACCACUGGUUCCACGUUGGCGCCGACGAGAUCCAGCCCAACUGCUUCAAUUUCAGCCAGCACGUGACGGAGUGGUUCGCCGAGGACGCCUCGCGCACAUACCACGACCUGGCGCAGUACUGGGUCGACCACGCGGUGCCCAUCUUCCGCAACUACAGCGCCGACCGCCGGCUCGUCAUGUGGGAGGACAUCACGUUGUCCGCCGAGCACGCGCACGACGUCCCCAAGGACAUCGUCAUGCAGAGCUGGAACAACGGCCUCGAGUACAUCUCCAACCUGACGGCGCGCGGCUACGACGUCAUCGUCUCCUCCUCCGACUUCCUGUAUCUCGACUGCGGCCGCGGCGGCUUCGUGACCAACGACCCGCGCUACAACGUCAUGUCCAACCCGGGCACCGCCGACGUCCCCAACUUCAACUACGGCGGCGGCGGCGGCUCGUGGUGCGCGCCCUACAAGACCUGGCAGCGCAUCUACGACUACGACUUCACGCUGAACCUGACCUCCGCGCAGGCCAAGCACGUUAUCGGCGCCACGGCCCCGCUCUGGAGCGAGCAGGUCGACGAUGUGACGGUGUCCAGCCAGUUCUGGCCGCGCGCCGCGGCGCUGGCCGAGCUGGUGUGGUCGGGCAAUCGGGACGCGCACGGCAACAAGCGCACGACCGAGAUGACGCAGCGCAUCCUGAACUUCCGCGAGUACCUGGUUGCCAACGGGGUGAUGGCCACGGCGCUGGUGCCGAAGUACUGUCUGCAGCAUCCGCAUGCGUGCGACCUGUACCAGAACCAGACGGCCAUUCAGUAGUCGAUUUCAUAACUUGCAUUGGGUGGUUGGAUUUGGAUUUGUUGAUUUUGAUCUUGAUUUCGAUCUUAGCAUGGUAUCUGGUUGGUUGUCGGGUUAUCUGCCGUUAUCCUGUCUUGACUGUACAGACCAUCAUUUUGAAUUGAUUACUUUUAGAGACCA
Aspergillus steynii IBT 23096 is the source of this 2407-nucleotide messenger RNA. Its product is annotated as beta-N-acetylhexosaminidase. The transcript has a single exon. The record is from RefSeq and is a predicted model, not a curated record. Gene Ontology annotation, molecular function: beta-N-acetylhexosaminidase activity. Gene Ontology annotation, biological process: carbohydrate metabolic process; glycosaminoglycan metabolic process. Bases 437 to 2248 code for a protein of 603 amino acids. Gene Ontology annotation, cellular component: membrane. NCBI's taxonomy places the organism in Eukaryota, Fungi, Ascomycota, Eurotiomycetes, Eurotiales, Aspergillaceae.